AUGUCUGGUCUUCCUCCUGUCUACAUCGUCUCCGUGGCGAGGACACCCGUUGGGUCGUUCCUUGGACAACUGUCGAGCCUCAGCGCCACCCAGCUUGCUGCCGUCGAGCGAGUCCCCCAGAUCAAGCCCGAGGAUGUCGAGGAAGUCUUCUUUGGCAAUGUGCUGUCAGCAAACCUCGGACAAGCACCCGCCCGACAAUGCGCGAUCGGCGCCGGCCUCCCUAACACGGUCGUCUGCACGGGCGUGAACAAGGUGUGCGCGUCGGGCCUCAAGGCCAUCAUCCUGGGCGCGCAGACCAUCAUAACGGGCAACGCCUCGAUCGUGGUGGCGGGCGGCACCGAGUCCAUGUCCAACACGCCGCACUACCUGCCGUCGCUACGAAACGGCGCCAAGUACGGCGACCAGAUCAUGGUGGACGGCGUGCUCAAGGACGGCCUGACCGACGCCUACAAGAAGGAGCACAUGGGCCUGGCGGGCGAGCUGUGCGCCGACGACCACGGCGUGUCGCGCGAGCAGCAGGACGCCUACGCCAUCGAGACGUACACGCGCGCGCAAAAGGCCACUGCCGACGGCGUCUUCGCCAAGGAGAUCACCCCCGUCGAGGUCAGCGGCGGCCGCGGCAAGCCCGCCGUCAAGAUCACGACCGACGAGGAGGUCAAGAACCUCAACCCCGACAAGCUGAAGACGGUGCGGCCCGUCUUCAAGGCGCAGGGCGGCACCGUGACGGCCGCCAACGCGGCGCCCCUCAACGACGGCGCCGCCGCCGUCGUGCUCAUGUCCGAGGCCAAGGUCAAGGAGCUGGGCGUGACGCCCAUCGCCAAGAUCCGCGGCUGGGGCGACGCCGCGCGCGAGCCCGAGCGCUUCACCACGGCGCCCGCGCUGGCCAUCCCCAAGGCCAUCAAGCACGCCGGCCUGUCCGACUCGGACGUCGAGUUCUACGAGAUCAACGAGGCCUUCUCCGUCGUCGCCAUCGCCAACAUGAAGAUCCUCGACCUGCCCAGCGAAAAGGUCAACGUCUUUGGCGGCUCCGUCGCGAUCGGCCACCCGCUCGGCUGCUCGGGCGCCCGCAUCGUCGCCACCCUGACCACCGUGCUGCGCGAGAAGAAGGCCAAGAUUGGCUGCGCCGGUAUCUGCAACGGCGGCGGCGGCGCCAGCGCCAUCGUCAUCGAGAGCCUCGAGUAA
This is a messenger RNA of Anthostomella pinea, 1182 nucleotides long. The record is from the annotation of a GenBank genome assembly. NCBI's taxonomy places the organism in Eukaryota, Fungi, Ascomycota, Sordariomycetes, Xylariales, Xylariaceae.